This is a messenger RNA of Staurois parvus, 324 nucleotides long. The record is from the annotation of a GenBank genome assembly. NCBI's taxonomy places the organism in Eukaryota, Metazoa, Chordata, Amphibia, Anura, Ranidae.
GCCCAUGCUGAAAAAGAAGAAGACUACUGGGACUCUGUACUCUGGAGGGAUGGGACCAAGAUAAAUGUUUUUGGAACUGUUGGCUUAAAAACAGUAUGGUGUCGCAAAGGUGAGGAGUACAAAGAAAAAUGCAUGGUGCCUACAGUGAUAAAUGGUUGUGGCAGCAUCCUUUUCUGGGGCUGCAUGGAUGCUGCUGGCAUCGGGGAGCUGCAUUUCAUUGAUGGUAUCAUGAAUUCACAGAUGUACUGUUCUAUAUUGAAAGAGAAGUUUUCCAUCAUGACAAUAAUCCAAAACACACAUCUAAUGCCACUGUAACAUUUCUGA